UAAAUCUACAUACGCUACAACAGGAAAGUAGGUCGAUUUGUCAAACUUUACUGAAGUCCUUCUUUUAGUCCCGAAACGCUACUAGCGACUAUUUGUUUUUAAACUUAGACUGGUUUUGUUGUUGACGAUGUCUACAUUCAACAGAGGUCCUGCUUAUGGGUUUUCAGCGGAAGUAAAAAGCAAGAUUGCACAGAAGUAUGACUCCCAGAAAGAGGACGAAUUACGAAUUUGGAUUGAAGACAUUACAGGGCGGUCAAUCGGAGAUGACUUCCAGAAGGGUUUAAAAAAUGGUGUCAUACUCUGCGAGCUCAUCAACAAACUUCAGCCAGGGUCUGUGAAAAAAAUCAACCAAUCAUCCCAAAAUUGGCAUCAGCUGGAGAACCUGACUAACUUCAUCAAAGCAAUCACCACAUAUGGUCUCAAACCUCAUGAUAUUUUUGAGGCCAAUGAUCUAUUUGAGAAUGGAAAUAUGACACAAGUUCAGACCACCCUUCUGGCUCUUGCCAGCAUGGCUAAAACCAAGGGUAGUCACUCAAGUGUUGACAUUGGAGUGAAGUAUGCAGAGAAACAGGAGAGGGCAUUUGAUGAGGAGAAAAUGAAAGCUGGGCAAUGUGUUAUUGGACUACAGAUGGGAACAAAUAAAUGUGCUAGUCAAGCUGGAAUGAAUGCCUAUGGCACCAGAAGGCAUCUCUAUGAUCCCAAGGCACACAUUCUCCCACCAAUGGACCAUUCGACCAUCAGCCUUCAAAUGGGAACAAACAAGGGUGCGAGCCAAGCUGGCAUGACAGCACCUGGGACCCGUCGUGCAAUCUACGACCAGAAAAGUGGCACUGACAAGUGUGACAACUCCACCAUGUCCCUGCAAAUGGGCUACACUCAAGGGGCCAACCAGAGCGGGCAAAAUUUCGGGCUAGGCCGCCAAAUCUACGAUGCCAAAUACUGCCCCAAAGGUGUGCCAAGCGCAACUGGAGAAGGGGCUGAUGGUGCUGGCUACGUGGAUUGCCAUGAUGAGGGGUACCAGGGUUACCAGGAUGAUGGUCAAGAUUAUUGAAUUGACCAAUCACAGGCUCUAAGGCCAAAUAAGAAUCUAAAGGGAAGUUAGCACUUCCUUGCAAACAAGACCCAAAACAUGCCCUUACACCACAGUAAAUGUGGUGUCUGUGGAAAAUGGAUGCUCUAUGAAAGUGCCCAAUAUAGAACAUAUCACUUUUGUUUUAAGUAUAUUGAUGUUCUUUUUAUAAACAGUUUUUGUCAAUUUUGAGCUUGAGCCCUACAAAACAUAUCACUUAAGUGUUAUAUCUGUUGAUACUAAUUGCAUUUUAUAUGGUUUGAAUUGCACAACCACUAUAAUAAUAUUUAGUAUUUGCUUUAUUGUCAGUUUUUAUUUUUUUUAAAUGAUAAUCUCUACUUGGAUGUUAAACACAAUAAUGAAAGGGGAUUACUGUAAAGUUAUAUUCACAAUCUCAAAACGCAGAAUUAUUUUCUUUGUUCAAGCUGUCAUAAUCAAGCUGUUGUAAAAAAAUUUGAUAUUAAGUGUGGACAAGUUAGAGUGUCAUAGGAGCCUGAUUCAUUCAUUGAAUAUUAAAGCAUGCUCAGGGCUUUAAAAUCUCUUUUCAAAAUGCUUCUUUGCUCAGUUGAACAUUUGAAGGUGAAUACUAGCUGUUAAAGGUUUUAAAAUGGGGUAGAUUUAGUUAUAGUGAACUUUUACUGGAGUUAUACGGUCCAUUGUCUUAUUUUAAAAGCCUAUUUCCCCAGUUCUAUUUAAUAUUAUGUUUUUAGGCUGAAAAGUGUGAACACAUUCCUGAGAUGCACAAAAAAGGAUGUUUUUACCUAUCAUUUCAGCAGCAUUUCUGAGUCAUGAUUUUGAUACUUGUGAUUUUGUUCCAAAUAUUAUUUGUUCCAAAUAUUAUACUUCCUCAGUUGAUGUGAGGAGAUGUGAAUGUGGUUUAUUUUUUGUAAUACACUUAUUGUCUUAGACGGUAAAGUAUCACAUGCAAUAUGAUAUUUGUAAAAUGUGUCAUUUUAUCCUCACUUUUAUUUGUUUCUUUUAGAUGUGACUAAAUGAAAUAUUUCUCUCUUUAUAGAGCCUUGUUUUCUUUGGAUUAUAGUGUUGUGAAAGGAAAUUGAAGUAGAACAUUGUGAGCCUUGAACAUUCCAAAUUAGGAACUGGAUUCACUACUUUCUCAUUCCACAGUAUUUGACUAUUUUUAAUAAAUUCCUGAAGUGACACUUCUCAUUCCAAAAAAACAGUCAAUAAAAGUCAAAAACGUUUUGCUUUUGUAUUAGACAUGGGAAAGAUAACAUAUAUGCAAUAUCUGUUGUUCUUAUUUGGAAUAUUGUGGCUGUAGUAAAGAUGGGGCUUUUAAUAAAAUAUGUGUUAUGAAUGA
Molecule: messenger RNA, 2387 nt
Organism: Myxocyprinus asiaticus (Chinese sucker)
Lineage: Eukaryota; Metazoa; Chordata; Actinopteri; Cypriniformes; Catostomidae
Product: calponin-2-like
Exons: 7
Coding region: 128-1051 (307 amino acids)
Biological process (GO): actomyosin structure organization
Molecular function (GO): actin binding
Source: RefSeq, a predicted model, not a curated record